This is a messenger RNA of Epithele typhae, 1611 nucleotides long. RefSeq lists its product as uncharacterized. The transcript has a single exon. The record is from RefSeq and is a predicted model, not a curated record. Bases 1 to 1611 code for a protein of 536 amino acids. Lineage: Eukaryota; Fungi; Basidiomycota; Agaricomycetes; Polyporales; Epitheliaceae.
AUGCAAGAACAACAGCGAGGGGAGCAAAAAAGGUGUGGUGGGCGCGAGGUCGAGGAAUGGGACGUGGCCGAGCGGAGAGACAAGCUGACCAAUCGAUCUUCCAGGCCAUGUGCCGAUGCCAGUCCGGCGCCUGCGCAUGUUUCUCUCUACCUUAUCAUCUGUAUGCACUCCGAUGCACAACUGGACGCACGCGCUCCCAUCGGAAAAAUCCCACAAGAGCUCUUCAGCUUGAUAUUGCGAUGGACCAUUCAGAAGCCAGGCUUCAAGUCGUCGUUUAGCCAGCUAUUCGCUAGGUUUCGCGGCUUCAGAGCGGAACUCCCACCUGGCUUCCAUAGAUGGCUCUCCCUACGCCUCGUUUCCCGUCACUGGAACGAAACUAUCGUCUCCCAGAAGCAUCUCUGGAGUACCGUCAUCGCAUGGGGGCGGGCCCAUGCGCGGGAGUGGUUGAUGCUCUGUCUUUCCCACACGGAUGGAGUUCCCAUUGAUGUCAUCCUCCGGCUCAAUCACCAAGGCACAUCGUCUUUUCUCGUUGGAAUCCUCCCCCACGCACCCCAUCUCCGGUCCCUCGCCAUAUAUGCCCUCACCACGGACGAUCGCGUUGCUCUCAACGACUCGUUCUUCCUAUCGACGACGUUUACCGCUUUGACGACACUCAUCUUCGAGUCAGGCCCUCACGACCCGCCCACUCCCCCGGUCACAUUCGAGCAGUACAACACCCCCGCUCUCACGACGAUCUCGUUCAACGCGCACUGGCAGGUACCGCGUCCAGCGGUCUUUGCGCGACUGAAGCGCAUCUCGCUGACCUUUGGGUUGCGCCUCUUGCCGAUGCACGUCCUAGGGCUCCUCCAUACCGCACCGCAGCUCGAAGAGUUCCGCGUCGAUAUGUACCAUGAUCAUGAAGACCGCCCGGACUGGUUGAACGACACGUGGUACGCGCGCGUCGGGCUCACAGAGCCGGUCACCAUGGCCCACCUCCGCAUUCUCGAGUUCAAGGAGUACAUCGAAGAACAGUCAGACACCGCCUGGGUUCUCGAGCGCCUCCGCCUGCCCCGCGCCCAAGUCGUCCAUUUCGACUGCCACGGCGAGUACAUAUUCGACUAUCUUCCCGACACGCUCGCAGAAUCGAUCCCCUUCCUCCCCUCGCUCGUCGGGCUGCGCGUCGCCGCCAAUAGGAGCUCUUUCGACUUCGAAGGCUGGACCGCGGGCGAGACGCACCGCUUCAUCGUCGACCUUGCAAGUUGGUGGGUGACCACCGCGUCCCACAGCUUUGUCCUUGAAGCCCUGGAGCGGUUCGUCGACACCAUACCCUGCCCCGACGGUCCCUCCACCCUCGAGCUCGACGGCCGCAUCGUUUCGUUCAUCACGGAGCGGGCAGAGUGGGCGGGGGUUCUCCGAUGCGUCCCCAAGCUCACGCGGUUGUCGAUCGCGAACACGUACGAACACCGCGUGGACGGCCAUCUGGUCGAGUUGGUGAAUGCGCUGCGCGAGCGCGGGAAGCCGCUGGCGGAGCUUGUUUUCGUUGGCGAACCGCCAUUGGACCUGGAGAUGUGGAGGGGGGAGCUGGGGGUGGUCGGGGUGGGGAGCGUGACGCGGGUGGCGGGCAGGCUCUGA